This is a messenger RNA of Ceratosolen solmsi marchali, 2149 nucleotides long. RefSeq names its product transcription factor TFIIIB component B'' homolog Bdp1 (gene Bdp1). Gene Ontology annotation, cellular component: transcription factor TFIIIB complex. Gene Ontology annotation, biological process: RNA polymerase III preinitiation complex assembly. Gene Ontology annotation, molecular function: TFIIIC-class transcription factor complex binding. NCBI's taxonomy places the organism in Eukaryota, Metazoa, Arthropoda, Insecta, Hymenoptera, Agaonidae. The coding region runs from base 18 to 2126 and encodes 702 amino acids. The record is from RefSeq and is a predicted model, not a curated record. The transcript is spliced from 5 exons.
UAUAUAAUUAAUAAGUCAUGAGACGUGCAAGAAUAAAAGCUUUAGCUACAGUACCAGUACGUCGAAAAGCAAUACAAGAUGCAUCAGUGGUAGAAAAUCUACAACAAAUUGAUAAAAAAAUACCUGAAAAAUUAAUAGAAAAUGACUUAACAGUUAGAACUGAAUAUGCUUGUAAUGAAGUUAAACAAAUAGAACCAGAGCAAUUAAUUACACAUAAAGUAGAAAGAAAAGGAACAAUCUACUCUAUAAAAGAUAAAGAUUGUGUGGAAUUCAAUGUUUACGAUAAAGACUCAAAGCAAAUUAAUGAUGGACAAAAAAUUUCAAAAAAUGAAUUUCAGCAAAAACUACCAAGUACGUGUAUCGAAGGUUCACCAAUUAAAACAAUGCAAAGUCGUUUGUGCUUUAUGAGACCAACUCCUAGAUUAGAUGGAGGGGGUAGGAUUCGUAGAAAUAGUGUACAUGGAAGUGGUGCUAGUGCAAGUGAAUCAGAAGAUGAUAGUAAAAGAUCAAAUAUCAUUAUACAGAAUCGUGUCAGAAAUGAUUCUAUUAGUUCUAUACAAAGUUUAAAAGAUAAUGGCAAUAUAAACAGUAUUGCAAAAUUAAAUCUGGGCCAAAAAAGGCGAAUGGUUGUAUCUGAAUCUGCAAGAAAACUGGCAGAAGCUAGAAGAGAAUUUCUUUUAAAGCAUGAAAAUAAAUCACCGGAUAAAAGUAAAUUAACAAUGUAUGAUUUAAUUUAUUACAAUCCUACUAGCAAUCCUAUGAAGCAAAAACCAGUAACAAUUAGACCCAGUAUUAGAAAAAUAUCAGUGUGCUCCAUUACUGAUAAAAAAAAAGAAGAAACUGAAGAUGAGCCUUCAGAAAUGUUAGUACCUCAAGUAAAAGUUGGACCAAAUGGUCAAUUAAUAAUCGAUGAACAAAGUCUUGUAAUAGAUCAAUAUAAAGCCCAAAAAAAUAUUGAUCGUUCUGAUAUUAUAAUAGAUGAGGAUACUACAGGAAAUGGCUUUUACAAAAGACGUAAAAAAAGUAAAGAAUGGAAUAAAUGGGAAACUGUGAAGUUUUAUAAAGCUUUAAAUACGUAUGGUACAGAUUUUUUAUUAAUGCAAAGUAUUUUUCCAAUGAGAACUAGACAAGAACUAAAAUUAAAAUAUAAAAAAGAAGAAAGAUUGAAUCGCAAUCUAGUUGAAAAAGCUCUUCAAUAUCAAGAAUUUAAUACAGAAACAUUACAAAAAGAUCUUGCUAGUGUCGACGAAAGUGAACGAAAAGAAUCAGCUGAACUGAAUAAAAUUAAUAAAAAUAUAAAUUUAUCUAUAAAAAAAAAAAGAAAAAGAUGUCAAUUAUUAACUGAAGAAAUCAAUUGUGAAAAUGAUGAUGAAAAUUUAGAAUAUAACAAAAAUACUUGUGAUGAAGAAUCAAGUGAUGAAAGUUCUAGGAUAACUAUUACUAAAAACAUUAAGAAGCGUGUAAUACGUAAACGUAAAACAAUUAAAUCACAAGUAAAUAUUUGUACCAAAUAUUUUAAAAGUAAUUCUGAUAGUGAAUCAGAAAUAUACAAGAUUCAACCUACGCGUUCUGGUCGAACAUUCAGAAAAACUAGUAAAGUGCAAAAAUCAAUAAAUAUCUUUAAUAUUGAAAAUAUAGGAGAUAUUGAACAAAUAGAUGAUAGGUAUAAUAAUAAUGAUGAUGAAGAUAAGGAAACUAAUAGUUUAAAUAGAAUUGAUAAUAGUGUAACUUUAAAUGAAGUCGAUAGUCAAUUAAAUGAAAUAAUUGAAUUGCAAACUGAUGACGAAACUGAAAAUCAAAGCGAGCUAUUAGAAAUAUUGGGAGCUAGUUCAAACAUUUCAACAAAUAUAUUUGAAGGAAUUGUAGAUGAAAUGCCUAAUAUAACAAAUUUAAAGCCUGGAUCAUUAGUUGUUUUAAGAAAAAAUAAUGCUGAUGAAUCAGGAAAGACAAAUUUACAAAUUUAUGUUGUUAGUGCCGAUUAUGAUAAUAAUAAUCCUAAUAUUAAAGAUAAUUUAUUGCCAAUUGAUUUGUCACCUGAUAUAUUAGAAACUGUUACUAAUUGCAUUAAUGAUAAUGAACCCAAAAGUAUUCCUCAAGAAUGUAAUAUAUCAUUGAAAACAGUGUAAAAAGUUGUAACCUAUAUAUUUCC